Molecule: messenger RNA, 8940 nt
Organism: Etheostoma cragini (Arkansas darter)
Lineage: Eukaryota; Metazoa; Chordata; Actinopteri; Perciformes; Percidae
Gene: cabin1
Product: calcineurin binding protein 1
Exons: 39
Coding region: 232-6921 (2229 amino acids)
Biological process (GO): chromatin organization
Cellular component (GO): nucleus
Molecular function (GO): nucleosome binding; protein binding
Source: RefSeq, a predicted model, not a curated record
UACUAAUUGGCGGGUAGCAUGCUGUGACGCAAACGCUUGUAACGUUAACAACAACAAAGGAUGAUGAAUAAAUGAAGUUUCAAACUUGCGUUGUACACAAGUACAGUUAUGACCGCAGUGUUGUUUAGAGUUUGCUUCCUUUCUGGGGUAAUAAAAACGUUGCAAAUGCAUUUAACACAGGGAUGAACGGUCAAAUCAAAAGCUACAAACUGAAGGUGGAAGGUCUUUAAAAUGAUUCGCAUAGCAGCACUGAAUGCUGCUUCCGCAGCUGCAGAUGAGUCUCAAGACCCUUUGAGAAGUAGCAAGAGUCAGACAAAAGAAGCUCAGGAAGCCGAAGCAUUUGCUCUGUAUCACAAAGCCUUAGAUCUGCAAAAACAUGACAAGUUUGAGGAUUCUGCCAAGGCCUAUCAUGAACUUCUCAAAACUCCACUGCUCAAGGAGGCCAUGCCCUCUGAUGAUCAUAAAGUGGGUCUCAAGCAUCCCGGACUGAUGUUGAAGUAUUCUACUUUUAAAAACUUGGCUACUAUGGCUGCAUUGCGUGAAGACCUGGAGACCGCUAUGGAGUUUUAUUUGGAGGCAGUUAUUUUGGAUUCCACUGACGUGAACAUGUGGUACAAAAUUGGUCAGGUGGCUGUGCGACUGGUGCGCAUUCCACUGGCUCGACAUGCCUUUGAGGAGGGAUUGCACUGUAACCCGGACCACUGGCCCUGCUUGGACAACCUCAUAACUAUUCUUUACACACUCAGUGACUACACCUGCUGUUUGUACUUCAUUGCCAAAGCCCUAGAGAGGGAUCAUUGUUACAAUAAAGGCCUGGUGUUGAAGGAGAAGAUUUUUGCUGAGCAGCCCUGUCUGAAGAGGGACACGAUGCAGAUGUUCAUGAAAUGUGAUAUGUCUAUUCACUACGUGGAAGUGGAGGAAGAGGAAUGCAAAUCCAUUGUGGAAGAGGCACUGGAGUUACGGAAGCGUAGACAGGCUCUCUCUCACUGCGAACCAAAACCUGACCUUGUCCUGAUUCAGCCCAUCCGCUGCCUGUCAUGGAAGCAUGUGGGUGAAGGCCUUCUUGCAAUGUACAGACAUCAGACCACCUGUGAGCCACCACGCCCAAGUCUUGGCCGCAGAAUUGACUUGUCAGAGUACCGUGACCCAAACUUCCUCCAGAACCUCCCCCAACCCAGCAGCCCUGUGAGUAUGGGCCAGACCACCGUGUUGAGCAGCAGCCCCAGCUCAUCUUUGCCGCCAAUGGCCCUCCCUGAGCCAGCAGUGCUACCCCAACCUAGCACUCAACCUCAGAUGACCCCCGCCCAGAACACAGUAGAGGUUACCACUUCUGCUGCCCCUGUCGUGACAGCAAUGGAAGUUUCACUCACAGAUAAAGUAAAGAAAGCUCCGAAAAGGAAACGUGUGGUUGAAGAUAGUGGGGAGACAGCAAAGCGACGUUCGGCACGUGUCCGAAACACAAAAUGCAAGAAGGAAGAAAAGAUUGAUUUUCAGGAACUGCUUUUUAAAUACCUACCUUCCAGGCUAAAGAAGUUUGAUCUUGAUAAUGAUGAUGAAAGUCUGAGUAAUCUUGAGGCGCAGUGUGUUGGGAAAGAGGACAUGCAGCCUUUACAUGGGAGUUGCUUGCCUGCUGACUCAGUUCAAUACAUGGAAUCUGAACAACAGGAUGUCCACAACUUCCUGCUCAGUAACAUGACCAAUGGUGGUAUACUGGACGUGAUGAUGCGCUAUCUGAAAGCAGUGGGCCAGAAGUUCAUGAUGGAGUGGCCUAGGGGGCUGACUGCUGUGGUACUGGAGCUCCAUCAGAGCUGGAGGAAGCACAGCAGUGGUCUUCCUAACCCUCUGCUUCGGGACUGCAGCAACCAACACAUCCGGGAAAUGUUGGCAAUGAGCUUAGCGUGUAUGGAGUUGCAGUUGGAGCAAUGGUCACACAACAAAGGGAAGACUGUGUCUCCAAGAAGAAGCAGCAUUGGUCCUGGAAGUGAUGCAGCUGACUCAGAAUUCCCUGGGCAACACUUCCAGAGUGAUUUGUUACUUCUGGCCUUAGGUUCAUCCCAAAAAGACCUGUUUGAGGAUGAUUGGCUGGAUGUCAUGGUGCGUGUCUACUGGCUCAAGGCACGAUUCUUGGCCCUGCAGGGAGACAUGGAGUUGGCCCUGGAGAGCUAUGAUGUCUGUGUAGGUUUGUUGCAGAGCAAACCCAGGACCCCCGAAGGGAAACCUUACACUAUCAACCUCCCUAACCUGCGUGUAGAUGCAGCAAUCUCAGUGGAAGAGAUUGACAAGAGGCUGAAGUCUCUGGAGCGCUGUCAGUCUUUGGAGGAGAUCCAGCGUUUCUUUGAGUCUGCCGACUUUGAUUCUGUUGUGCGCUUGCUGCAGCCCACUCUUAAUUACGGCAGCAGGAGUAAACCUCUGGAGUUGGUGAGCUCAGCACCAGAACGGCCUGCUCAACUGAUGCUACUGCAGAACUCGCUGUUGAAACUGCAGGACUACCGGCAGUGUUUGGAGUGUAGUGAGCUGGCUCUGAAUGAGGCUCUGCAGCAGCUCAACUCUGCAUCAAACCACUCUCCCCCUAGUAAGGAGGAGUGGGUCAGUACUAUUGUAAAGUUGCUGGAGGGCACCGAGGUCUGCAUCACCAAAGACUCUGAGCUUCUAAGCAAUGUUCCCCACUUGGCUCGACUGGCAAAUAAUCUAAUUCAGCUGAUUGAUCUUAGCAUGAACAUUUCCGACGAUCCCAAGGAUCCUUAUUUCUUCUCGGUUCUACCUUGGAUUAUCUUGUAUCGUAUUAUCAAACAUGAGGAGGCUGCUUUUAACUGUAUGCUUCGCCAGCAUAUGUCUGUAGGAGAUGAUGAAGAUGGCUCAGACAUUCCCAUGCUGCCCUCCUCCCUGAUGCUUCUGAACACAGCCCAUGAGUAUCUUGGCCGUCGCUCUUUGUGCUGCAACUCAGACGGCGCUCUCCUCAAGUUCUAUGUUCAAGUUUUAAAAAAGGAGAUUGCAGCCUCUUCCAACAAUGACGCUCAUCCCUACAAAGAGGAGUUGGAGAUGGCCCUGGAACAGUGCCUUUUCUGCCUAUACGCCUACCCCAGUAAGAAGAGCAAGGCCCGAUACCUUGAGGACCACUCAUCUCCACAGGUUGAGUUGCUGUGGUGUGAUGCUCUCUUCAUGUUCCAGUAUUUCAAACCAAAGUCACUGCCUGAGUUUGACAGCUAUAAGACAAGCACAGUGUCUGCAGAAUUGGCCAAUUUGCUGAGGAGGUUUUCUGGCAUCGCCCCUACAAGUGACACUCCCAUCCUCACCAUGGAUGAAGUGGCAGCCUACAUUGAGGGCAUAACAGAAAAGGCCCCAUGCCUUCCUGAGGGUAGUGCUCCUGCCCCUCCAAUCAUUGAUGAGAUGUACUAUCUGUUGGCUGACUACCAUUUCAAGAACAAGGAGCAGUCCAAAGCCAUCAAGUUCUAUAUGCAUGACAUAUGCGUGUGUCCCAACAGGUUUGACUCCUGGGCAGGGAUGGCUUUGGCUAGGGCCAGUCGUAUUCAGGAAAAGCUCAACUCCAAUGAGCUGAAAAGUGACAUUCCGAUAUGGAAACACUCCCAGGCAGUGCUUAACUGCUUUAAAAGGGCCCUGGAAAUAGACAGCUCUAACCUGUCUCUCUGGAUCGAGUAUGGUACCAUUUCAUAUGCGCUGCAUACAUUUGCCUCGCGGCAGCUCAAGCAGUGGCGCAGUGAGCUCCCCCCAGAGGUGGUUAAACAGAUGGAAGAAAGGAGAGACUCUAUGUUGGAGACAGCGUCCCUGUGUUUCCAGGGUGCCUCCCGUUGUGAGGGUGACAGUGAUGAAGAAGAGUGGCUCAUUCACUACAUGCUCGGGAAGAUAGCAGAGAAACGCAAACAGCCUCCAGCGGAAUAUCUGCAGCUUUAUAAAAAGGCAGCACACUAUCUGCAUGAAGAAGCUGCCAGGUAUCCCCGAAAAAUCCAUUACCAUAAUCCUCCUGACCUGGCCAUGGAGGCCCUGGAGUUGCAUUUCCGUCUCAGUGCCACCACCCUAAAACUAUUAGAGGGCAAUGUGCCUGAUCUGGAGCACGAGGUCUUGUUCAGAUUGCUGGUUGAGGCAGCUGUUGGUCCAUUUGCCAGGGGGGAAGAGAAGAGUAUGCCAAGCAUGCCUAGGUCACUUGAAAAGGAGAAACCCACCUCCAUGAUGGAUGGGGACUUUAAUUACUCGUCAGUUUGCAUAGGGAACGUCCUCGGCUCCUCCCAUCCAUCAGCUGCCACCCCAGGUCUGACAUCCCCUCCUUACGUGGCCACGCCAUUUGACCAUGAUUACGCCAAACGCAAAACACUCCGACGGCAGCAGUGGCAGCAACAGCGGCAUGAGGAGCAGCAGGCUGAUGCCUCACCAGACUUUGACCAUGCUUACUGCCUGCCCAGGUCUCCAAUGUGGCUGGCUUCCCUGAAUGAGCGCAGUCAGGACAGUGAGGUGGUGAUGCUCUCUGACUCCAACUCCACCCAGGAUGCCUUCACAGAUCCCACCAGCUCACAAGACAGCAGCCACAAACCUGCUUCUGGGAAAGCCAGUUCCUCGUCAUCAGAAAGUACAACCCCUGUAAAGGACAGACAGUUUGCAUCUGAGGACACAGCAUCACAUGGAGAACAUUCUGGCAUCCAGGCAGAAGAAAAGGUUAUCCAGGAAGAAGUAGAAGCUGUGGUUGUGACCCUCCCUGAGGCUUCAGCCCCCAAGCUUUCUGCGGACCCUUGUCCUCAUCCUUUGCCGGUUCAAGCCACCCCUCCAAAGGCAGCCCAUUCUCUACAGGCUGCUCCUCAAACCCCCGCCAGUGAGGGAAAGAGGAAGCCAGAGCCCCCCGCUGAGGUUAUUGAGGUGCCCAAGGUCCUGCCAACCGACCGUGGCGACCAAAGACAAAUGUUGGUAGAAAUGUGCGUCCGUGCUCUCUUCCUCUGCCUCAGCCGCUUCCCUCAGCACUACAAGAGUCUUUACCGAUUGGCCUUCUUCUACACCAACAGCAAGACCCACCAGAACCUACAGUGGGCCCGAGAUGUGUUGCUAGGAAGCAGUGUCCCAUGGCAACAGCUGAAGCACAUGCCAGCACAAGGACUUUUCUGUGAAAGAAACAAGACAAACCUGUUCAAUGGCAUCUGGCGUAUUCCAGUAGAUGAGAUUGAUCGCCCCGGAAGUUUUGCAUCUCAUAUGAACAGAUCCAUUGUCCUCUUACUGGAGGUGCUGUCUCAGCUUAAGGAUCACGAUACUCUUUUGAAAGUCUCUUUCAUGCUGCAGAGAACCCCCGACCAGGGAAAGAAGUAUUUACGGGAUGUUGAUCGUCAGGUUUUGGCCAAGAGAGCAUUUUUCCUAACUGUAAAAGUCCUGGAAGACAAUCUGAACAGUCUCACUGGGGUGUCUGAGCAGCUUCACAAAGCCCCUGGGCCCUCCAUGGGGGAGAUGACCACGACGGACGCAUCCAACAGGCCACGUUCAGAGGACAGCAAAAAUGCACUGCCCAAGAAGCCUGGACUCACAGAGGGAGCCUGUGUCACAGACACAGGGCCCAGGGAAGCCUCUCAGGCACAACUCAACCCACCACCACUAUCCAUGGAUAAAGGGAGUAAAGUUCAGGAGAUCUAUACUGGCAAGGUGGAGACUGCUGGCAGUGAGGGGCACAAAGCAGGGUUGGAGGAACCAAUGGAGCUGGACACCUGCCGCUGGAUGAGGCCCUCUAUUACCACAGAUUCUCAUGGCAACCAAGUGGAGGCUGAGACCUCGCUGAGUGCAGCGGAGUCCCAGCAGAAAGUGACUGACAGCAGCCGGACACCAGAGCUGUCCCUAGAGGAGCUAAGUAUCAGCUCCAGGCAGCAGCAGCUCCAAGCCUUGGCACCAAAGGUCACCAUGGCAGCCACCGGGACUGAUCAGGGUUUACCACGUAGGCCAAACAGGAAAAGGAAGCUUCUUGAAGAUGCGGAGUCCGGAAAAACGUUACUGCUUGAUGCCUAUAGGGUGUGGCAGCAAGGCCAGAAAGUCAUGACGUACGACCUGGCACGCAUUGAGAAGAUCAUGUCAGAGACUUAUAUGCUCAUAAAACAGGUUGAUGAGGAUGUAGCCCUGGACCAAGCUGUGAAGUUCUGCCAGAUACAGUUGGCUACUUCUGCCCAAAGACAGCAGUCUGCAGGCGAUGCCCCGACCACACCCAAGUACAACAAGGAGCACCGAGACCUCUUCUUCCCUGCCUCUCUGCCGACUCCUGUCCUCCUCAGCCACGGUGCCUGCCACCCGCUGUCCAGCCCGGAGGGGCAGGCCAAAGUGGCGUACGAGCCGCUGAGCAAGUUGUCCAGACCUCAAGCUUCGGGCUUCCACGAUCAGGCACAGCACCGCAGAGCAGCUAGCCUCCCUGCUGCAGCCGUGGCCUUCCUACCACACACAGAGGAGCGGGAGGAGCACUCUGAGGGACUUUCGUACCGACAGCAGGAGUCACACCUUUGUCAUCAGAUGAAACUCGCCACUGUAUCCCAGGGGCAAGAGUCCGCAGCAGGCUGGUUCCAGGAGGAAAUGGCCACAUGUAGCACCGCACAACCUUGCCCAGACCAGCAGCAGUAUGCCAGCGAUGAGCAGUCAAAGCUUCCAGACCCCGGUCGAAUCCGCUCCCGCGUCCCAGCCAACAUGCCAAAGCUUUUCAUUCCUUCCACCGUUACCAAGUUUCCGCCAGAAAUCACAGUAACACCUCCAACACCCACACUUCUCUCCCCUAAAGGCAGCAUCUCAGAGGAAACCAAACAAAGACUUAAGAACGUCAUCCUGUCAUCUCAGUCUGCAGCCACAGUCAAAAAGGACACCCUGAGCCAGCCGGCGCUGGAGGUGCAGGAGACAUCCAGCCAGGAGUCGUCUCUGGAGAGCGAGUCGGACGAGGAGGACGAUUACAUGGACGUCUGAGCCUCUCCCAAGGCUGUGUGUGUGUGUGUGUGUGUGUGUGUGUGUGUGUGUGUGUGUGUGUGUGUGUGUGUGUGUGUGUGUGUGUGUGUGUGUGUGUGUGUGUGUGUGUGUGUGUGUGUGUGUGUGUGUGUGUGUGUGUGUGUGUGUGUGUGUGUGUGUGUGUGUGUGUGUGUGUGUGUGUGUGUGUGUGUGUGUGUGUGUGUGUGUGUGUGUGUGUGUGUCACUGCAGCUGCUGUCUUCGUUGAUGCUAUUGCUCCCUCAUGUGCAUUACAGGAAAAACUCCCAAACUUGUCAUGUUGCUCUGCUUGUCGGCAGACGGUGAUGGCUUUAGUCUCACAUCAUCUAUAAUGUGCCAUUUAUGCAUAUCACACAUUAACUUAUCGAGCUCUCCUGCACCCCGACGUUCACUGGAUCUGGCAAGAAGGCUUUUCGGCCUUCAAAGCCAACCAGUCCCGCGUUUAUGCAUUUUAUUUAUUUUCUUGUUCUGUGCUAACUGCAGCUUAACCUUUGUCUGAGAACUCUCCAAUCUGAGGUGCCUCGGUCUGGACUGAUGCUCAGGAGCAUGUGCCUGCUGUCCACCACUUUGAUCACUUGCUUUGGCAUGAGAAUUUCAUCUGCAAGAUACAUUUCAUUGGUACAUCGUCUAUUUUAAUCAACACAAGGGUGAAAUAAAGACAAUCGGCUGCAUUCGAGGUUCUCGGGGUCUGUGUCACUAAAGGGCCUCACAACCUGUAGCAGAAAUGUUUACACUAACGUGUGGGAUGUUUUUCAGUUAGCACUUAGCUUUGUGCUACUACUUUGUAAUAUUUUGUCCUAUACGUAUAUUUUUCUUUUCUUUGGUGUGCAUUUGUAGCUAAGAGGAACAGUUCUUACCAGGAAGUCGUUAUGUCACCAGCACUGAUCUGAAUGAAAUGGAAAGGGGUUUCAGUUAUUAUGAAUUAGCUUUUGUACAUAUCACAAUCCAAAUAUCUUUCCAAUGUUUUUGGCCUUUAAUGGGUUGAGUAUUAAGCUGGAGAAGUGUGUGCUUGUGUGAGAGUGUAAACAUUAAGGUUCAAUUUCAGUCAACCCAGGAAGCGAGUCACGGCCAGGAGAAUCGCUCGCUCCUGACUUCAGUGGAAUUGAAAUGCACGCAGAAGAAGACUUGCUAAUGAUGCCUUUGCAUGAAAAACCAUUUUGGUAAAUGUGUCAUAAUAAGACAACAGAAUGUUUUUUACAGAUUGUUUUCUAUAAAAAAGAAAGAUGUUUACUGAUUGUUUCUUGAAAGCUGUCCAAAGUUUUUGGGAAAAGGACACAAAUGAAUAAUUGUAAACUAUCACACAAAAAUGUUUUGUAUUUUAUUUCCUUGUUUUUGUUCAUUUCUUUGGUGUAACAUAUUUUUCUAUUGUUCUUGUGGGAAUGUACCACGCCUAAAAGAGUGACUGGGUUGAGAUCCCCCCCCACCUCUCUCUAUUUUGUUUGGACUUAAUGCAUUAUAGAUGUUGAACCAAAAAUAUAUUUGAGAAACACAAUAUUUGUGCUGUGUGCUUAAUAUCCAGAUCUGUAUAGAAUGUUAUCAACAUGAGACCUUGCUUCCAAUGAGACGAUGGUUUCGUUUGUUGUCUGUAUGAACUUAACUGUCGGCACCGCUCAGACCUCCUGGGAUUCUGAGGAAAACAGUUAGGUAGCACCACCUGGGACUGCGGGAACUAUGGUUUAUUAUAAGACAUAUGCUUAAAAUCAACAUUCUCAACAUUUAUCUAUAGAGCAAAACUACCAGCAUCCUACAACACGUACAGUAUAACUACUUAAACCCAGUCGCCCGACAACAGACGGAUGUUCUUUCAUUGUUAAGAUGCUAACGUGAUGUUGUUACAUGUAUGAUGUUGUAUGGGACUGGACAGAAUGCAUAAGCAAAGACACUAAAUAUUGUUAUGAACACAUUAAAAACCUAAUGGGGUAACCUAAUGAUGUACUUCACAUGUGGUCGAAACAAAGUUCGCUUCCAGUUUGACUACCUUAUCAUAAUUCCCAAACAUGUAA